This is a messenger RNA of Bufo bufo (common toad), 1808 nucleotides long. RefSeq names its product ovo like transcriptional repressor 1 (gene OVOL1). Lineage: Eukaryota; Metazoa; Chordata; Amphibia; Anura; Bufonidae. Bases 688 to 1431 code for a protein of 247 amino acids. Gene Ontology annotation, cellular component: nucleus. Gene Ontology annotation, biological process: epidermal cell differentiation; regulation of transcription by RNA polymerase II. The record is from RefSeq and is a predicted model, not a curated record. Gene Ontology annotation, molecular function: DNA-binding transcription factor activity, RNA polymerase II-specific; RNA polymerase II cis-regulatory region sequence-specific DNA binding. The transcript has 4 exons.
UGGAAGAGCAAUCAUUCUGGAGACUUACAUGAAUUUUGGAUGUUGACACCUUUACACUUCUGGAGUUCAAAUAUAACAUACAAGUCAUUUUACGAUUUGAUUCCAAAGUCUUAUCGCUUCAUAUUUAAAGAGUGAGAUUGAUUCAUCUUUGGUUAUGAUCUUGAGUUGGUUCUCCAAAUCUGGACAUAGACACAAUCAAGAAACAUUAUUAUCAUCCAAAGAUCGUGGGACACCUAACAACAGGAUACAGUGGACUUUUCAUUUUCAGGAGGAUUCUAUCUUGAAAGAGGUGCCGGGUCCCAUAUUUUUUAUAUUUUUUUUGGAUGCUUUUUUAUUACGUGCAUUUUAUUUUUCUAUUGGAAAAAAUUCCAUUUAAUUAUCCAUAAUUUUAUUACAAACAAAAUGCAACUUCAAGAAUGACGUGAUCCACUAUCUCUAUACCUUUUGGAAAUACAAAAUAGACUGGCUUACAUAUUACUAUGUAAAGAAAGUGCAACAUUUUUCUGACAAUAAUAAGUGAUUCCGAUUAAUUUACCAAGAGCCUAAUGGACUGUGCGGACAUCAGCAAAGAGACACUUAUGACAAGAAAUACUUAGCAUUAUUUGAUCUAACUGGUUGGUUGUGGAAUUUCCAGCUUUGGUGGCCCUUACUGCUGAAUAUAUCUGGGAGAUUUCCAGGUAAUUCAAGAUGCCCAGGGCAUUUCUGGUAAGGAAGUCCAGUUUGGGAAGUUGGAAGAGAAAGUGGAGUGAAGUACCUGAUGAUGACAGAGGAGAGAUGUACAUUCCAGUUACUUUAGAAUAUGUCCCCCAGAAAGAUGUUGGACCUCAGUAUGAUAAUGAUGUGGCUCUGGAUCUAUCUCUUCCUCACCUGCGUUGUGUAGCAAACCCUUCAUCCCAUCAAGGGACACAGAGGAACACAAGCCAAUCUUCUCAUGCUCAACAGCUGAGACUUUCACUUCAGGGUGAACAGAAGAUGCUGUUCAGCUGCACGCUCUGUGACAAGAGCUUUACAUAUCAAAGGAUGCUGAAUCGUCAUAUGAAGUGUCACAGUGAGGUGAAGAGACACCAGUGUGAGCAUUGCGGUAAAGGAUUCAAUGACACCUUUGACCUUAAGAGACAUGUCCGCACCCAUACAGGUGUCCGUCCUUAUAAGUGCCACCUAUGUGACAAGGCAUUCACUCAGCGCUGCUCCCUGGAGUCACAUUUGAAGAAGAUCCAUGGAGUACAACAGAAUUACGCCUACAAGGAACGUAGGACAAAGCUUUAUGUAUGUGAAGACUGUGGAUUUACAGCUGACAGCCAGGAGAACCACCUACAUCAUCUCCAGCACCAGCAUCCUGGAAGUGCUUUAAUCCAGCGUGCCUCCAAGAAACUGGCAGCAACAUUACAGAGUGGAGUCAACCCCUUACUGCACAGCAACCUCCUGCUCUGAAAUACUCAGGCCCAGAUUUACUAUUACUGUAGAUGGCGCAGGCUUAGACAGGCUGUCAAGACCCGCAGCAGAUAUAUCACUGUGGCUCUGGCUCGAUAAUAAAUCUGGUGCAGGGAUAGACACUUUCCACUGAUGCUAUACCAACUAAUCGUUGGUUCUCUUUGAGACAGAUUUUUACACCAGAAUUGCACUGAAAUUUGGCACAUAAUAGAGCAUCUUAGGACCAACCCCUUUUUCCACGAAGCUCUGCCCACUUUCUGCUAAGCCCUGCUCCCUCAUGGACUGAUUGGCCAUAGACCUUACAGGGAAAUUUCCAGGUGGGCCGAUGCCCAGGGGGCCGCCUGAGCCCUCAUCACGGCCGGCCAGUGGAAGUUUUU